UUGGUGAGUCAGCCAACGUAGACGAUGAUGAUGAUGAUUUUGAGGGAGAGGAUUCAGCAGAGGAUAGUUAUGAGAGUGGGGGGGACGAUGUGGCUGAGGAGGAUGACACAUCCUCGUUUUCCUCCUUACACUCCUGGUGGUUCCAGUGUUCGUCCCGGUCUACAGAGUACUCUUGGGCGAG
This is a messenger RNA of Oldenlandia corymbosa var. corymbosa, 181 nucleotides long. The record is from the annotation of a GenBank genome assembly. Lineage: Eukaryota; Viridiplantae; Streptophyta; Magnoliopsida; Gentianales; Rubiaceae.